AUGCACAGGCUUCACUCCGAAUAUAGAAGCACAUAUCGAUGGCAUGAAUAUACGGGGCCAAGACAAGAAGUCGUUAGAAGACCGCCUCAAACUAAUGCCCCUGAAAAAACUAACGAUAUAAAUGAAGCUAAAAUUAACGAGGAUGACUUCCAUGCUUCUGAAGCAAUGCAUAAGCCGGAACCUGCCAUGCCUAGAAGAAAAAAAUAUCCCGAUUUAGCCUACCGACACACCGAGUUCAUCUCCAGUGACCGUGCAAAUGAUUUUAAUAGUGCAGAUAGAGCUAGGGGAAAAGACGGCAGUCUUUUAAGAAAAGCUAUUUCAAAAUUAAGUACUGAAUAUAGACUGCAAUUUGCUUGGCCUCAGGGACACACUUCACGUCGGGAAGCUGCUGGGUCCACACCACGUAAGAGCCAUUCUAUGGGAGCUUUGAAGGCACGAGCCCAAGCUAAUGCCAUGGUUCAAAAGAAUAGGAUUCAUCUAGAAAAUAGAGAUGCUAGUGAAUUGGAACCAUUGGUAGACGACAAGAACAACCGAGAGAGAUGCCGAGAAGAGUUCAACACCGAAUAUAAAAAGAAGUUUAGACCAUUUUCCCAAUACGAAUAUACCGAGAGAGGAUUUGCGUCAAAGGGAGUCGACCCAAUAGAAGAAGUUCAGAAGAAUCUUACCGAAAACGAUAAAAAUGCUUCUUGGUACAAAGAAGUUGUAGAGCUACGCAAGAAAGCUGGAGAAUACAAGCACCGUGGUUGGGGAAGUGAAUUGGCACCAGAACGUCUUAGUGAUAUUUACAACAAACAAAUAGAGCUAUGGAAUCAAGUCUCUAGACGAAGUUCUUUAUCAGCUUUAUCUCUAGCUUCCAUGCCUCAUAAGAAUUUUACCAAAGAAGAAAAAGAGGAUGAUAAUAAUAGAAAGAGUUCUCCAACUAAAGCUUAUAGGAAUGCCGAAAAUUCUGCCAGGAUGAUCAGAGACAUUAUACGACAUCAUUUAGAAAGGACAACCGGUGGUUCAGUUUGUUGUGUUUUAUUGUUAAAUAGUGGUCAUUUUAAAAUGGAAAGUCAACCGGGACCUUCUGACAUUAAAAGAAAAUUAUCAAAUAGGGAGCUGACUCGUCCACUAACGGUAGAAGAGAUGCGACAUAUUUUAGAGUCGGACGACGAUGAAAGUGAUGAUAACUUUUCUGUACACAGUGAUGAAGGACAUACAACAGACAUUGCGAGUGAUACUAAUGACGAGCAUGGAAUUGAUGACAUACAGAACGCAAUUACAGCAACAAAUACGUCCAAUGAUCAAAACCCGACGUGGAGUAAUGAAGCUCUUCUCACCUGUUGGAGAAAAUAA
Diabrotica balteata is the source of this 1335-nucleotide messenger RNA. Lineage: Eukaryota; Metazoa; Arthropoda; Insecta; Coleoptera; Chrysomelidae. The record is from the annotation of a GenBank genome assembly.